This is a messenger RNA of Baudoinia panamericana UAMH 10762, 1485 nucleotides long. RefSeq lists its product as uncharacterized. The transcript has a single exon. The record is from RefSeq and is a predicted model, not a curated record. Lineage: Eukaryota; Fungi; Ascomycota; Dothideomycetes; Mycosphaerellales; Teratosphaeriaceae. Bases 1 to 1485 code for a protein of 494 amino acids.
AUGUACAAGCCAACAUCUCUCCAUGUCAUCAACCUGCCUAAUCCGGUAGAGCCUCAGUCUGUUCCGCAGAAACAUCCUUUGAAUGGUACCGCGCCACGAGCACCCGGACGUACCUCCAAUGUUGUCCGUCUGCUUCACUGUGACAAUGCACUGACGCCCGAAGAGCGACCGGCUAAACGCAGAAGAUCCGGCGAUGCGCAAUCCCUUAACUUGCCAAAGCUGCCCGUCAGGCACGCUCAGAAACGCUUGAGGAUCCCACCAACCCUCAGUGGUCUUCAUCAGCCCCCGCCAGAUGCCGGUUUGUUGCCUUCAAUCUCGACAGCGCAACCUGUCCAGCCGCUAGAGUCAUCCAUAGCAGACCGCCGCCAAGACGAUCCCAUCGAGGAGGCCAGCGGACCGGUCGCUGGCGCUGUGUCCGUUGGCGAGGCUCAGGCUAUUGCAAAGCCUGUUCACUCCUCAAAGAAGCACAGAUGGUCGCCCGAUGAGACAUCAUGCCUGCUUCAAGGUGUUGCUAGGUUUGGUGUCGGAAGCUGGACGAAAAUCCUUCAACAUCCGGAAUACCACUUCGACCGGCGAACUGCCCUCGAUUUGAAGGAUCGCUUCCGUGUCAUUCGUCCUGACGAUUACCGUGAGCUGCGAGGCCAACAGAAACCGCUUGACCCGCAGACACCCCGGGUGGUUGCCAAGCCGACAAAGACCCGACCAACCCGCUCAGCUCAGAAAUCCAAUGUCGAACUUGAAACUUUGGGUAUUGUUGAGCCUUUCGCAAGGUCUAAACGCCGAAGACGUCAUGGGUACAGCAGAGCGGAAGACGAAGCACUCUUGCAAGGCUUUGAGAAGUAUGGAAACCAGUGGGCUCAGAUUCGUGAAGAUGGGGACCUUCACUUGAGCCACCGAACAGCGACUGACCUGCGCGAUCGUAUGCGAACAAAGUACCCGGAGCAGUACCAAACUGCAGGUCUUGCACCAAGACCUACCGUCUUCCCUAAGCCACCAAAGCGUGGCGCGGACCAUGGCGGGACCAAUACUGACGAGCCUGCAGUAUCUGCAAGCGCCGCUAGGGUCGACAAGCUGGCUGAACCGCCAAAAGAGCCAGUGAUGACCAAGGCAAUACCUACCGCCAUGCAAUCACGGGCUUUCUUCCUCCCAGAUGAGGACGUCUUCUUCGGCCUGCCCUUCGAGGCAGAUGACCGAAGAGAGAAAGAGCCCGUGACGCUCGACCGCGGCAUUCUGGCCUACGCCGCGUCGGAUCACAAUCUCAAAGUUCCAGCUACGGCAGGCAUCGAUCCUCGUGUGACCUUGAACGUGCCCUUGAAGUUAGCUAAGUCUGGCGGCUCUGCCCUGCCAUCUCUUGCGGCCAUGACCUCGUUUGACGGCCAGUCGUCUAUAGCAGACCAACUUGAGCUGCCGUCGCUCAUGCUUGGGCCUAGUGAAGACGGAAGGACAGGUGGACACCUACUUGGCAUUGAUGAGCUCUUGACUUAA